AGGCAAGAUGCCAUUUAGUUGUAAUUCUUAGUCUUAACAAACGCCUUCACAGAUGCAAUCACUAUCGGGUCUAGUCAUAGUUGUUCUGUGUGGUGUCACGACUGCAGGGGCUCUAGACACAUGCGAUCGAAUCACCCAUUAUGGGUAUCCCUGUGAAAGGCACAAUCUGACCACCAAGGAUGGUUAUGUGCUGGCUAUAUUUCGCAUACCCUACUCACAGCAUGGCGACUCGUAUGACAAUGCCACUUCCAAGCCUCCCGUUCUACUAAUGCAUUGUUUGGAAUGUUCCUCAGAUAUCUGGAUAAUCAGUGGUCCGGACAAUGGUUUGCCCUUCAUAUUGGCCGAUGCUGGCUACGAUGUUUGGUUGGGCAAUGCCCGUGGCAAUGUCUACUCUCAGAAGCACAUCAAACUGCAACGCUCGUCUACAGAAUUCUGGGAGUUUUCUUUAGAUGAAAUAGGAAUCAUUGAUGUGCCUGCCAAGAUUGAUUAUGUCUUGGCGAUAACUAAUUCGCAGAGUCUUCAUUAUGUGGGUUACUCACAAGGUUCCACCACUCUUAUGAUGGCCUUGGCCAGCAAGCCCGAAUACAAUGAGAAACUACGUUCCACCCAUUUGUUGGCUCCUGUGGUGUUUUUGUGUUAUGUGGGAGGGCCGGUUGCCAUAUUGGGCUCUCCAAUAGUGGGCUCUAUAAAUCCUCUAACUCAGUUGCUAGGAACUGUGCCCUUGCAUGAGUUGGAGGCACUAUCACGAAGUGUGGCUCCCGGUCUAUGUCAGAGGGCCGAAUUUGCAGAGUUGUGCUUGGCAUUUUUGAACAUUGUCUGUGGUUGGGGUUCACCUCAUCUAAAUCGAACUUUAAUUCCAGAAUUAUUGAGUACCGCUCCUGCAGGUGGUUCUUUUCGCCAAGUUAUCCAUUAUGCUCAGAUGGUUAUGUCUUGCAAAUUUAGGCCUUACGAUUUUGGUUUGCCGGGCAAUAUGCAGAAAUAUGGUAAAUCCCAGCCGCCAUCAUACAAUCUGGCAAAUGUUCACCCAAAAACCCCAAUUGAGAUGUAUUUUGGAGAAAACGAUUAUUUUGUGCCUUUGCGCGAUGCCUAUCGCUUGUCGAAAAUUCUUGGCAAUAGGGCCUCAUGGAAUCAUGUCAAAUUUCCCAAAUAUAAUCAUUUUGACUACACACUGGCCUCCAAUGUUAGAUGGUGCAUCAAUGACUGCGUAGUGGAUAGAAUGCAGAAAUAUGAGGGUCGCUCUUUUCAUGGUGAUCUAUGCAAAUGUUUUAAGAAUAAACCUUUUUAAUGGAAGGGCAUA
Molecule: messenger RNA, 1297 nt
Organism: Stomoxys calcitrans (stable fly)
Lineage: Eukaryota; Metazoa; Arthropoda; Insecta; Diptera; Muscidae
Product: lipase 3
Exons: 3
Coding region: 53-1285 (410 amino acids)
Biological process (GO): lipid metabolic process
Molecular function (GO): hydrolase activity, acting on ester bonds
Source: RefSeq, a predicted model, not a curated record